Molecule: messenger RNA, 1155 nt
Organism: Serpula lacrymans var. lacrymans S7.9
Lineage: Eukaryota; Fungi; Basidiomycota; Agaricomycetes; Boletales; Serpulaceae
Exons: 9
Coding region: 404-724 (106 amino acids)
Source: RefSeq, a predicted model, not a curated record
GAUCGAAACUUGAUCACACGCAGCACACGUCAAUGAAUCGGCUCCCGGCUUACCCAUUCGCUCUCCCAGAUCCAGGUAGCUAUCCAGGUGCGUCAAAUGGAGACAUCGUCCCCCUUGGUACUUCGGAAGAAACAUCACGUGUGAUAUCCGAAUCAACUUAGCUACUAUCCGAUUCGAGGGAGAGAACAGCGAGCUUUGAAGCACGGAAUCCUGAUAUCAAUAUGGAAGUCAGUCCCGAAGAAGUUCUCUGUAUCUAGCCUCUCAAUGCAUAACUUUUACGAUGAUAAUCAUACUAAUACUCCAACUUACUCCCAGGCCUAUCUUGUGCUGAGUGGACAUCAAGUGGUAACCUCAAUGUUUACCAACGAUCUGACGUUGACGGUGUCUGUAACACCCCUAUGCGAUGGUACACUGGAUGUAUGGUCUUAGGUGCAAAGAUCCGUCUGAUUCUCCAAUACAUCUUGAUUGUAGCGGUCCUUUUCGUAGAGCUUGCCUUCCUCCUCAGCGAGAUGAUAUAAAGAAGGAAGCAUCGCAGCAAGAGUUCCACGAGCAUGGUGUCCACCAAUCAUGUUUUUACCGGGUUUGCAUUCAUCGGCUUCGUUCUACUCAGUGUCCUUCUGCCGCUCCAUAUAAAAGCAAGAAAUAUCGGUACAUGCGCUCUCGUCAUAUGGAUAGGCUUGCUUUGCUUGAAUGGAUUCGUAAACUCAAUCAUUUGGGAUCAUAAUGUCACCGAUUGGGCACCUGUGUGGUGUGACAUAUGUACGAACAUCUUGGCUUAAGUGGGGAAUUGGUGCGCAUUCAACGGGUUUAUGCAUUGCUCGUUAUUUGUAUUUUGUCACAAGAAACAUAACCACGAACCGGCCCAGUCAAAUCAGGCAUUGGAGAGCCAUUGCAUGUGACCUGUUUCUAGUUAUAGGAGUCCCAACGCUGUACAUGGUCUCAUAUUAAAUUAUUCAAAAUUCGCGCUACAUAAUUCUCGAAGAGAUAGGCUGUUAUUAUGCAAUAUACGACACGCAGCCCUUUUUCCCGUUAAUUGUGAUAUGGCCGUUCAUAGUGUCUCUUAUCCUUCUUGUCUACUUAGUGUCUCAACAUGAUUGUAUGGAACAAACUGAAGCUCUUUAUCAACGUUCAUUUUUCCGACUAUUGGCACUAGCC